ACGUAGCAAACUCAACAAAAGGAGCCCCACUCCCAACAUAUGCUAGUUACGACGGGGUCAAUCGAUCCUCUGAAUGCCGAGGCAGCCGUCAUUGCUUGCCAUCUUUAGGUUUCUGGCGGCCUUUACGCAGUCAGUCCCGUUUCUCGACGCGUCAUCAUUUUGCAUUUUGGCCGUUCACAUGUCAAAUUAUCGCCCAUCUGCGCGUUUCCAGGUGGAUGCCCCGGCGCUCACGUUCAUUGCGCCGGAAGAUGGGGCCACCAUCGGGCUCUUGUCGAUUCACGAAAAGGCACGCAUCUGCAGCUCAUUGACUUGGCCGUCGGCUGAUAAACAGGCUCUUAAAUAUUACUCCCUCCGCGCUACUCGAGAUGCUCCUCGACGGCAUUGUCAGCCAUUCGCCAUGGCAUUAACAUCUCUCUGGGACUACGUUUUCAUCCGGACAAGCAUCUUCCUCCUGCACCUGAUCGCGCCCCUGAGCAUUUUCUAUUCACUGGCCAGAUGGCUCGUCUAUCCCCUGUUUCACGUCCCCCGAAUGCUAGAGAUCUGGCUCGCACUCGAGGCCGUCUUCUACCUUGCCGUCUACCUUCCGCUCAGCCUCCACCUCCAGAGGACCACGACAUAUCCCACGGCCGUCUGCCGUAGCGAUCGCCGCAAAUUGUUCCGGCGCUGCCACGACAACAUUCCAGAUCCGGAACGCUACCUGACGAAAUGGUUCCGGAAUGCGCCGGCGGCUGAGAUCAAGAGGGAGAACGUCAAGGACUUCUUCCGAUGGGCCUUCUUGAAUACGGGAGACCCCGACUGGGAAUACGACGAGGAGCUGGAGGAGUAUGCCGGCGAGAUGGAGAAGAUGCUGGGGAGGAAGUUCGAGCCCGGGCGCGGUAACGCAAAGUGUCUGAGAUUGACCCUCGACAAGGUCGAGAUGUUACACCGGAGCUUGACAUGGUAUCUGUGCGUGUUUAUUGUCGACACACUGGCUUCCGGCUAUCUGCACUACCACUCCUUCGACUUCCACCACACGUCGUUUCUUACCGUCUUCCCCUUAUGCCCCCUCACACUCUUCAGCACCCAUUCCUCCCCUGCACAGAGUCUGACUUACUGGCACCGGCUACACACCUCGAAGACAAGACUCCCGGUCCUGUUUAUCCACGGUAUCGGUGUUGGGCUCUACCAAUACAUAGACUUCCUGGCCGAAUUAAAUGCGAACGACGGUGACGAUUCGUCCGACGGACAGGUGGGGAUCAUCGCUUUGGAGAUCAUGCCUGUGAGCUCCCGCAUAACCGGAGAGGCAAUGUCGCAAGAAAAGAUGGGCGAUGAGGUGCAUUGCAUAUUGAACGCGCAUGGGUGGAAAAAGUUCGUGCUGGUGGCACAUUCCUAUGGAAGCGUUGUGGCUGCGCAUCUCCUUCAUACGCCGAAGAUCGCGCCAAAGAUCGGACCGAUGUUAUUCAUUGACCCGGUGGCCUUUCUACUGCAUCUCCCCGAUGUCGCGUACAAUUUUAUCUGCCGGAAGCCAACCAGUGCCAAUGAAUACCUGCUCUGGUACUUCGGCUCCAAGGAUAUAGGCGUUGCUCAUACCCUCUUUCGACGCUUCUUCUGGGCCGACAAUAUCUUGUGGAAGGAAGAUAUGCAGGGCCAUCGCGUGGCUGUGGCCCUUGGCGGCAACGACCUGAUCGUUAACACAAAGGUCGUCAGGGCGUAUAUGACAGGCGGAAAUGACUGGAUUCUGUCGAGUGAGGGCUGGGGGGAUGAAGGCUGGAAAGAUGGAGAGUGGAAGGGCGAUGGCUUGGAUGUGUUGUGGUUUCCGGACUUUCAUCAUGGACAGGUGUUUGAUACCUAUGACAAUGCUGUCUACCCACCAUCCGCCAACACGUCCGGGUCCUUCUGGGCGUCGCGAAGGAUCUUCUUCAUCGAGGAAUAG
Molecule: messenger RNA, 1912 nt
Organism: Microdochium trichocladiopsis
Lineage: Eukaryota; Fungi; Ascomycota; Sordariomycetes; Xylariales; Microdochiaceae
Exons: 5
Coding region: 74-1912 (612 amino acids)
Source: RefSeq, a predicted model, not a curated record